Messenger RNA from Mercurialis annua (annual mercury), 1794 nucleotides. Its product is annotated as GDSL esterase/lipase At1g54790-like. Lineage: Eukaryota; Viridiplantae; Streptophyta; Magnoliopsida; Malpighiales; Euphorbiaceae. The coding region runs from base 16 to 1416 and encodes 466 amino acids. The transcript has 6 exons. The record is from RefSeq and is a predicted model, not a curated record. Gene Ontology annotation, molecular function: hydrolase activity, acting on ester bonds.
AAAAUAGAAGUAGCCAUGAAAACUAUAUUAAACAUUUUCCAAAUUUUUAUCCUACUAUUCGUCAUUCCAUCUCUAGCAAAAUCAGUGAAAUUUAAUUACCCAUCGGUUUUUAACUUCGGCGAUUCAAAUUCCGACACUGGUAAUCUUGUUGCUGCCUAUGGUUUCUUCCUUGAACCACCGUAUGGACAAUCUUACUUCAAACCUCCGACUGGGAGAUUCUGUGAUGGCCGUCUAAUUGUUGACUUCCUCUACACCUCAAAAACCUUGCCAAUGGCAACCAAUAAGAACUCUAUCAUCCAAAUCCUCACUAUUCUAUCCAUUUCUAUCUUAAAAGUACACUCCAUAGAUUUCAAUUUCCCUGCUGUUUUCAACUUCGGAGAUUCCAAUUCCGACACCGGUAACCUCAUUGCUGCCGGCGUCGAAACCAUUAAUCCACCUUAUGGUCAAAUUUACUUUCACAAACCCUCUGGAAGAUACUGUGAUGGCCGUCUCACCAUUGAUUUUCUUAUGGAUGAAAUGGAUCUGCCAUUCCUAAAUGCAUAUUUGGAGUCAGUAGGAUUACCGAAUUUUCGAAAAGGGUGCAAUUUUGCAGUUGCAGGAUCUAAAAUUCUUCCGGCAACUGCAUCAUCGGUUAGCCCUUUUUCACUGGGACUUCAAGUCAGUCAGUUCCUUCGUUUCAAGAACCGAUCUCUGGAAUUGAUAGCCAAAGGUAAGAAAUUCGACAAGUAUCUGCCAGCAGAAGAUUAUUACGAGAAGGGACUAUACAUGUUCGAUAUAGGACAGAACGAUCUUGCUGGUGCAUUUUACUCCCAGACGUUUGAUCAAGUAGUAGCGUCGAUUCCUAAUAUUUUGGUGGAAUUUGAAACUGGAGUCAAGAGACUAUAUGAACAAGGAGCAAGAAAUUUCUGGAUACAUAACACAGGUCCCCUUGGAUGCUUAGCUCAGAAUGUUGCAAAAUUCGGAACUGAUCCAUCAAAACUCGACGAGUUUGGAUGUGUUAGUGGGCAUAAUCAAGCAGCUAAACUUUUCAAUCUGCAGCUUCAUGCCCUCUCCAAAAAACUACAUGGCCAAUAUGUUGAUUCAAAUGUCACAUAUGUUGAUAUCUACACUAUAAAAUAUAAUCUUAUAUCAAACUAUUCUCGAUAUGGAUUUGAGCAACCAAUAAUGGCUUGCUGUGGCUAUGGAGGACCGCCGUUAAACUACGACAGUCGGGUCAGUUGUGGGCAAACAAAGGUUUUGAAUGGUACCACAGUAUCAGCAAAAGGUUGCAAUGAUAGCACUGAGUAUGUGAAUUGGGAUGGAAUUCAUUAUACUGAGGCUGCAAAUCAGUAUAUUUCGUCGCAGAUACUGGCCGGAAAAUACUCUGAUCCACCAUUUUCAGAUCAAAUGCCUUUCCUUCUCAAUCUCAAGUUCUGAAGAGCUAAUCUGCUCAAUUUAUUGUAAUUAUUUCAUUCAUUUCUUCUUCGGCAACUAAUCGCAAGCUGUGAUAAAUGAUGUACUAACAAUUUGAAGUAAAAUCAGACAAUGAAAAUUAAUAUUACUACACAUGUUUGAGUUAGUCAACUCAAAUUGACAUGACUAUUUUUUUUCCUCAUGGUGGUCAUCUUAUGAUAAAAUCAAAACAAUAAUUUCACAACCAUUAGAUAAAUUAUUGUUCCAAUACAAAUUCCAUAAACCCAAGCCAAUUUCUGUCCUAAUCCUCUGAUAUGCCAAGGCUCUGAUCUAUAUUGCACGGAAAUGAAAAUGCUGAAAUGGAAAAUCUUGAAACAGAAUACCGCAAAAUCGCAAGCAUUU